UUCCAACUUGCUCUGGGCUCUGUUGUUGUGCAGAGCUGCAGAAGGCCUGAUAGAGCCAGCUAGACAGAGAGAGAAGGAAGGGAGAGAUACAUAGACAGAGUCAGACAGAUACUGGAUCAGGAGUCUGUGUAUAAAUAUCAUCGCCCGGUUGAACCAGCGACACCAGAGAAGAAGGAGACAAAGGGAAGAGGAAGACAAAGAGGACCUUCAGUGAAAGCAGGGAAAGUGAAAGACAGACAGAGAAGCAAGGUGAAGGAGGAGAAGGAAGGAAGGAAGGAAAGGGAGGGAGGGAGGGAGGAAGGAGGCUGGGGCAUGAGGAGGGGCGCCUGACUGACAUUGCUGGUCUUGCUAUCAGCUCACACAGACACACACUCAGACACAGACAGGCAGACACACAAACGCAACCAGAUUGUGCACUGCACAGUCGCUGCUCUUUUUAUCCUUUGCGAAACCUUGUCCUCCAUCCUUUCUUCUCCUCUGAGCGAGAGGACAAGAGACAGAGAGAGGAGGAAGAGGAGGAGGAGGAGGAGGAGGAGGGAAAAGGAGGAGAAGGAGGGGAGGCAGUAACCCUCUUCUCUCCUUUUGCUCAGACACACAGCAGAGAGAUAGGGAGAGCAAGAGUCAAAAAAAAAAUAGAGAGAGAAAGCUGUUUUCUGUUCUAUCAUUCCUUCGCCGUCUCCUGUGGUCCCUUGGCCAGCGAGCGGCUAACAGGCACCGCUCAUGUCCGUGAACUCGGAGAAAUCCUCGUCCCCCGAAAGGCCUGAGACCCAGCAGAAAGCCCCGGUCAGUGCACCUCCUCCCCCGCCGCCCCCUCCGCCUCCCCCUGAGCCGGUAGGGCCCCCGGAACCGGAGGAGGAGAUCCUGGGCUCUGACGAUGAGGAGCAGGAGGACCCUGCAGACUACUGCAAAGGAGGGUACCAUCCGGUGAAGAUCGGGGAUUUGUUCAACGGGAGGUACCAUGUGAUCAGGAAGCUGGGGUGGGGCCACUUCUCCACCGUAUGGCUGUGCUGGGACAUUCAAGUGAAGAACUUUGUGGCGAUGAAGGUGGUGAAGAGCGCCCAACAUUACACAGAGACGGCCCUGGAUGAGAUCAAACUGCUGCGAUGUGUAAGAGAGAGCGACCCCGACGACCCCAACAAGGACAUGGUGGUUCAGCUGAUAGAUGACUUUAAGAUCUCUGGAGUCAAUGGCAUACAUGUGUGUAUGGUGUUUGAGGUGCUGGGUCACCACCUGCUGAAGUGGAUUAUUAAAUCCAACUAUCAAGGUCUGCCGCUGCCAUGUGUCAAGAGUAUCAUCAGACAGGUCCUGCAAGGUCUGGACUACCUCCACACGAAAUGUAAGAUCAUCCACACAGACAUCAAACCGGAGAACAUCCUCAUGUGUGUGGAUGACGCUUUUGUUCGACGCAUGGCGAUGGAGGCGACUGAAUGGCAGAAAGCCGGAGCACCACCACCGUCUGGAUCUGCAGUUAGCACAGCCCCCCAGCUCAAACCGGUGAGUACAACAGAUGUUGGGAAGAUAUCCAAGAACAAAAAGAAGAAGCUGAAGAAGAAGCAAAAGCGGCAGGCGGAGCUGCUGGAGAGACGGAUGUUGGAGAUCGAGGCCUUGGAGAGGGAGGCUGAGAAGAGGGAGGAGAGAGCCAAAGACGGAGGAGAGAAAGGGGCGCACGAACACAACCCCACAUCACCUCUGCAGCCACCGCCGGCUCCGCUGGGCCCCAGCAUGGCACUGGGGGAGAGCGACGAAGACGAUGAGGACGACGAAGAUGGGGAGGAGGAGGAGGAGGAGGGAGGAGAGAGGGAGAGGCCCAUCAGGUUGACUAAUCAUACAUGUGCAGCACCCCCCCAGGAGCAGAGCGAGGUACCCCACAUUACUGAUGAAGACCCCAAUGAAGAGGAAGAGGACGACGAGCCAACACCAGUUGCUGAAAAAGAUGCUCCUAUUCCUCCCAUCUCUGAGGAAGGAAAUGGAGAUUCAACACAAGCAGAGGUAGAGGAAGGGGGGGAGGGAGAGAAGGAGGAGGAGGAGGAGGAGGAGGAGGAGGAGGAGGAGGAGGAAGAUGAGGAGGAGGAAGGUGAGGAAGAGGAGGAGGACGAGGAAGAUGAGGAUGACGACACGACCGCAGACCUCCUCACGGACUCCACCUCCCCCAUCAAACCUCACAACAACAAAAGCAAUUUGGCUAAAACCAACGGGCACGUUCUGCUGGGGUCUGAGGGACUGAAACCGAACCCCGGUACACCUCCACCCCCCUCCCCCACACCAGAACCUCUCCUCUGCCCCCUGGUGGAGUCUGAGCUCAGCUACACGGACAGGGACAACUCUCUCAGCUCUGGUUAUGAGAUGUAUAACGGUGAACUGGGUGAACCGGGGCUGACCAACGGCUCCAGUGAACGCCAUCGAACCACAAUGCCCUUGUUCCCAGACUUACCCCUGGAUCCUGAGCCGGGAAACCCCGUAUCGGUGGGGGCGGCAGACAUCGGAGCGGGGCCGUCGCCUAACAGCCCCGCCGCUGACCGUAGUCGCACUGUGUCAUCUUCAAGUACAGGAGACACGCCCAAAGUCAGAGCCAGAGCUGCAGAUCUCCUAAUCAACCCACUAGACCCACGCAACGCUGACUCUAUUCGUGUCAAAAUCGCUGAUCUUGGAAAUGCCUGCUGGGUGCAUAAACACUUCACAGAGGACAUCCAGACGAGACAGUACCGCUCCAUUGAGGUCCUGAUAGGAGCUGGUUACAGCACUCCUGCAGACAUCUGGAGUACAGCUUGCAUGGCAUUUGAACUUGCAACUGGAGAUUACCUGUUUGAGCCCCACUCUGGAGAGGAUUACUCCCGUGAUGAAGACCACAUAGCCCACAUCAUAGAGCUGCUGGGUUGUAUUCCGAGGCACUUUGCACUCUCUGGAAAAUAUUCCCGGGAGUUCUUCAACCGAAGAGACCACAUCGCUCUGAUCAUGGAGCUCCUUGGGAAGGUCCCACGCAAAGUGGUCGCUGCCGGGAAGUACAGCCGAGAGUUUUUCUCCAAGAAAGGUGAGCUGCGGCAUAUCACCAAGCUGAAGCCUUGGUCCUUGUUCGACGUGCUGGUAGAGAAGUAUGGCUGGUCGCACGAGGACGCCGGUCACUUCACCCACUUCCUUCUGCCCAUGCUGGAGAUGGUGCCUGAGAAGAGGGCCUCGGCCGGCGAAUGUCUCAACCACCCCUGGCUCAACUCGUAGCCGCAGAUUCCGAUCAGACGUCCUCCUCCCCUUGUCCCCUAAGCAUCAUUCCCCGGUGGCAGCCUGUGAAACAACUAAACGGAGAGAAGCUGGAGACAAACACAGUUGGAAAACUUAAAGACUUACUCUUUCCUGCCCUAUCUCACACAUGCACCCAUGCUUAUCUGAGUAGGCUUAAGUCCCAAACAGCCCCUUUCAUCCCUUCCCAAGAGGAAUGUAAAGACAAGUUUGAGGAGAUAAAAUGACAUAGUAGCUGUCGGCAAGGCUGUGUCUUCCAAAACAUCUCCAGAAAAAAAAAAAA
Sphaeramia orbicularis (orbiculate cardinalfish) is the source of this 3514-nucleotide messenger RNA. It is a transcript of the gene srpk2, whose product is annotated as SRSF protein kinase 2. Gene Ontology annotation, cellular component: nucleus; cytoplasm. Lineage: Eukaryota; Metazoa; Chordata; Actinopteri; Kurtiformes; Apogonidae. The record is from RefSeq and is a predicted model, not a curated record. Bases 721 to 3213 code for a protein of 830 amino acids. Gene Ontology annotation, biological process: peptidyl-serine phosphorylation; spliceosomal complex assembly; regulation of mRNA processing. Gene Ontology annotation, molecular function: protein serine/threonine kinase activity; ATP binding. The transcript is spliced from 17 exons.